This is a messenger RNA of Seriola aureovittata, 3456 nucleotides long. RefSeq names its product defective in cullin neddylation 1 domain containing 3 (gene dcun1d3). The record is from RefSeq and is a predicted model, not a curated record. Gene Ontology annotation, biological process: positive regulation of ubiquitin-protein transferase activity; protein neddylation. Bases 945 to 1928 code for a protein of 327 amino acids. Gene Ontology annotation, molecular function: ubiquitin conjugating enzyme binding; cullin family protein binding; ubiquitin-like protein binding. Gene Ontology annotation, cellular component: ubiquitin ligase complex. NCBI's taxonomy places the organism in Eukaryota, Metazoa, Chordata, Actinopteri, Carangiformes, Carangidae. The transcript has 6 exons.
AGUGUUCCGUAUUAUUCUCUAAAAGCUCAGUAAAAUGUCAUCGUCAAAACCAGCGCUUCAAUAAUUAAUUCUGAAAUAAGUCGUCCAUCUGGACGACGAGUAAUGUAGUAUUUACAAUAACAUGACUUUGUUAAAACGAACAGAUUUAGUUUUAUCGCUGCCAACGCGCAGAUGAAGAUCAGCUGUUGGAGGAAGUGAUGCAGGAAAAUGCCCAUAAUGUAGCUACACUCAAUGACUAAAAGGGGGAAGCACAAAGAAACUGGCUGGUGUAGUCCGAGGUGGUCUUUUAACUGUCUUCAAAGAACGAACACAAUUCAAGAUGGAUUCAAAAGCACACUCUGGUGUGCUAGCUUUUUGCUAGUUGAUUUUAUUCUAAAAGCGACGGAGAAUGCGAUAUUGAUGUGGAAGUUUUUUUUUGUCAGCUGCCAGCUAGUUAGCUAGCUAUCUGAGUUAACGCGACGAGUUUGCCUCAGUUCGCUUCUGCUCGUAAACGCUACCUUGGUCAACUUACGAACAACUUAAUUUGUACUGGCAUUCCUGGAGCGAUGUACAUCCAGUUCAACACAGUAGAAUUUUCCAAAAAGCAUUGUGGAUGUCAAGGUCACAAUGAUGGAGCCGAAUAGAAAGACACUUUGAUCUGUGGCCAGUGCCAUCUGAGGGACUGUCUGAGAAGAUGUGAGUUUCUACAGUGAUGUUACCGCUCCCUACAUCUUUUUCCAAGAAUGCAAGAAAGGAGCUCACAUGCUCAGAACCUUUGGUGACAACAAGGAAAACAUAUCAAAGGUUUUUAAGUCUAGCAGUGCAAGACCUGGAUUGUAGCAGAUUUGGCACAGGCCUGAGGGUAUGUUGAGGUGUCUUGCCAGGCCAGAGCAGAGGUGUGUAGGUGGUUCGGACGGGGACUGAAGGCGAGGAGGAAAGACAGACGAGGGACCGCGGAGGAAGACAUGGGCCAGUGUGUCACCAAGUGUAAGAAUCCGACGUCCUCACUCGGCAGUAAGAGUGGAGAUAAGGAGAGCAGCUCCAAGUCCCACCAUAAGAAAGGUGGCAGUGGUGGUGGGAGCCACAAAGAAGAGCCCAGUGCCCCAUGUAGCAAAGCCACCAGCGAGCUGUCGAAUGGCACCAAGGCCUUGGAAGUUACAGUGGAGACGCCUGUCAUACCCGCAGUGAUGGGGGAACCACGCAAGGAUGAGUUUCUGGAUGGAGACGGGCUGUCAAUGCUGCGCAUCGAGGAGUUGUUCUGCUGCUACAAGGAUGAACAGGAAGAUGCCAUCCUGGAGGAAGGCAUGGAGAUGUUUUGCAAUGACCUGUGCGUGGACCCAGCAGAGUUUCGUGUGCUUGUUCUUGCCUGGAAGUUUCAAGCAGCCACCAUGUGCAAGUUUACAAGGAAGGAGUUUGUUGAGGGUUGCAAGGCCAUCCAGGCAGACAGCCUCAAAGGCAUCUGCUCACGCUUCCCAUGCAUGCUGCUGGAUGCCCAGGGCGAGGAGAACUUCAAGGACCUGUAUCGCUUCACCUUCCAAUUUGGCCUGGACGCUGAGGAGGGCCAACGCUCUCUGCAGCGCGAUAUAGCCAUUGCCCUGUGGCGCCUGGUUUUCACACAGGACACACCUGCAAUCCUGGAGCACUGGCUGGACUUCCUAGCGGAGAACCCCUCAGGUAUUCGGGGCAUCUCAAGGGACACGUGGAACAUGUUCCUCAACUUCACCCAGGCCAUUGGGCCUGACCUGAGCAACUACAGUGAGGACGAGGCCUGGCCCAGCCUCUUUGACACCUUUGUGGAGUGGGAGUUGGAGCGCAGGAAAAAAGAGGAAGAACGGGCGCUGAUGGCAAAGGAGGAAGAGGGGAGGUGUACUGAGACAGAGUGUUCUCCUACCACAGAUAGACUUGAAACAGAGGGAAGCCGGGGCUCACAGACGUGGGGGGGCCACUGACCAGGAAACAAGAAAUAUUUGUAAGGGAGGGAAGGAUAUGACCUAUAAGUGAACUGUACAUCUGUGAAUCAUUGGAUGAAUAUUAGUAUUACCAAUACAGCUGUUCAUUUCGCUCUCCUAUUCUGUUGGGGUGGGAUUCCUGCUUUGCAACUUUUUUUGGUUUUUGAAAGGGCUCUAAGAACUGUUAUGUUUUAAGCACUUCUAUUUAAGUUAUUGUUUUACUUUUUUCUCCUCCCAUGUGUGUUUUUAGUAAUUGGACAUGUGGUCCAUUUUAACCUACACCUACCUACCAUAACCCAGCACAGUAAGUAAAAGCUUGGUUUCAAAAGCAGAAAGCCAUAAACCUUUCCACCAAUUAUCAUCUAGACAGUUAAUUUUGACCUGGUAACACUGCUGAUAUGUUUUGUACAAAGAAAUAGUUAAUAAUAAAUAAGAAGGGAAAUUUGGGGCAUCCUGUCUACAAAUAAUUUCUUACUACCAAAACAUGAGAUUUAUCAUAAGGGUCGGGGUUGGUGAAAUCAUCACGAUUGGACUAAUUUUGUUAGAUUGUAUGCUUUUAUCUUGCAGUGCUGUGAAGAUUAAUUGGUUGCACUUGUAUUGCCUUCACACCUGUUGGCCUGCAAUUACAUGGCAAACUAAUAAAUUACAAUUGUGUCACAAGGGCAUUUUAUUUUUGAAAAUAAUACAAAUGACAUUGAAAUUUAUAUCCUUCAUUCAGGAAAGUUGCAAUAUCCAUUUCAAAUUCAAGUUGAAUACUAUAGUAACUGACCCAUCCUCUCUCCUGUGUUGAGUGUUUCUGAGUGCUACUAGUGCAGUGAGCAGCUUAGCUUGUUUAAGCAGCUGGCUGUGCUCCCUUUUGACCUCUAGCAACAUUUUGAUGUCCACUUAUUUUUAAGAAGCAGUUAAGUGUAUACACCACAAUGAUGCUGGCUCUUCUCAGAUGCCUCGUUGAUCUCAUUUUAGGAAGUCUGUGACAAACGGGCUAAAGCUAGGUCUUGGUCAUUUCUGGACAGAAGAUGCUCAAACCUGAGUUACAUUCAUGAGCAUAACACUGGGCGCCACACAAAGCUUAUAUUGUUUACCUUCAGGAGUUUAAGAGUCUUCACAUCCUUGAACUGCUAUACAAAAAAAAUUGUGUGCACAUUUCACAAGUAAUUUUGAAUGCUGCUGGUGAUGGAUGUUAGGAUUGCACAAAAACCAAUGGCAUACUAAGUCGCUAUACUUGCAACGCUUUGCAGAAAGAUCGAUGUCAACCACAUUAUUUCCAUUUUAAACCUUUUCCAAACUGUAGAGUGAUCUUAAGUAUAGCCUAGGGUGUUGUAGGAUGAGUGAGUGAGUGUUAACUAGACAUGCUGGCUAAUCAAGUGUCUGUGAUAUGGGUCCAGUGUGGUAAGAGGCUUGCCAUAACCAGAUCUGUUUGGUUUACAUCUACAAUGGUUUUAUUUCAGACCCCCUUUGUUCUUUUUUUUUUUUUAUAUAAAAUGUAUUGAUUUAUAAUAAUAAAAACAGUGUUGAACUUUUGACUGAU